UCGACUGGUAGUGCUCUACGUUUACGUCUCAUUCAGUCCUCGAUGUGUUGGCUCUAUUUUUACUGUAGUGUGGGGAUUGUGGAGUGAGUAGCCGUAAUAUACUUUUUUAUGUUUGUUGAAAAUGAGUUCUGAAUUGGAGUUCAGUGAUAUUUGUUUGCUGACGAGAGGGUGCUUGAACGGUGGUAAAUUGAAACUUCAUAAAAAUGGUGUUGUAUUUAAAAACAAUAAAACUGGUAAAGUUGAGCAAAUGAACUCAAGCGACCUGAGUUGCGUGAAGUGGAUGAAAGUUGCAUUCGGUUAUGAGGUGAAAUUUGUUCUUGAAACAGGAUCACAGUUUAAGUUUGAAGGAUUCAAAGAGUCGGAUUUUGAUAAAAUAUCAAAUUUCAUCUCGAGCCAGUUCAACAUUGAAUUGGAAGAAGUUGAAUUAUCUGUAAAAGGCUGGAAUUGGGGAAGCCCAAGAUUUACUGAUUCUGUUCUAAGUUUUGAUGUUGAUAAUAAACCAGCAUUUGAAAUCCCUUUAAAAGAUGUUUCAGCUGCAACAACUGGCAAGAAUGAAGUUACCCUAGAGUUUCAUCAACAUGAUGAUACGGAGAUAGCUUUGAUGGAGAUGAGAUUUUAUGUUCCUCCUAGUAAUGAUGGCACUGAUGCAGACCCAGUUAAGACAUUUCAUGAAAAAGUUUUAGCAAAAGCAGAUGUUAUACAAGCCACAGGCGAUGCCAUUGUUACAUUUGAAGAAGUUGCAAUAUUGACACCGAGAGGGCGAUACACAACAAAAAUCUAUCCAACAUUUCUACAACUUCAUGGCAAAACUUAUGACUACAAGAUCCCUUACACAACAAUUCUUCGAAUAUUUCUUCUUCCUCAUCGAGACAACAGAUUUGUUUUCUUUGUUGUGAGCACCGACCCUCCUAUCAAACAAGGUCAAACACGUUAUCCUUUCAUUAUAUUUCGCUUUGAUAAAGAUGAAGAAGUUGAAGCAAAACUCAACAUCACAGAGGAAGAGAUCCAAGAAAAAUAUAAAUCAAAAUUAUCUCUUGAAAUGAACGGGCCAAUUCAUGAAGUUAUGAGUAGAUUAAUUAAAGCUGUUACAGGAAGCAAAAUAACUAUUCCAGGCUCCUUUAAAAGUCAUGGUUCAUUCAGUUCCAUAUCAUGCAGUUACAAAGCCGGGAGUGGCUUUCUCUACCCUCUGGAACGAGGUUUUAUGUUCGUCCCCAAGCCUCCUGUUCACAUUCGUUUUGAAGAAAUUUCAUGUGUAAAUUUUGCCCGUGUGCAAAGUGGUGGUGGCACAUCGAGCAGAUCAUUUGAUUUUGAAGUUGAGCACAAGAAUGGUAGCAUCGUAACCUUCAGCAGUAUAGACAAAGAGGAAUACAGUCGACUGUUUGACUUUGUUAGCGGAAAGAGUUUGAAAAUAAAGAACAAGGGAAUCAAGAACAAGAUGCGGACGUCUGGGGAAUAUUCUGGAUCGGAUGAGGAAGAGCAUGAUGCUUAUUUGGAGCAGAUGAAAGCCGAAGGAGCGGAGAAAAAUGACGAGGAUUCAGACUCUGAUGAUGAGUCAGAUGCCUCGUUCAAUCCUGGUGAAGAAGAGGAAAAAGAUAUAAGAGAAGAAUACGCGAGUGAUGUAUCUCCUACAGACAGUGAGAAUGAAUCUGAAGAGGAAGAAAAAUCACCAAAGAAAAAGAACGUGGAUAAAAAGAAAGUCAACGGAAAGAAAAAAAAUUUUGUCCAAGAGAAAUCGAAGAAGCAAAAAAAAGAAUUGCCUCCUGUGAAAUCCAAGAAAAGAGCGAAAAAAGAUCCAAAUGCUCCGAAGAAAGCUUUAUCUGCAUAUAUGAUCUGGUUGAAUGAAACGCGGGAAGAAAUAAAGAAAGACAAUCCUGGUAUAUCAAUCACUGAAUUAUCAAAAAAAGCUGGUCUACUAUGGAAGAAUCUUGAUGACAAAACAAAAUGGAAUAAUCUUGCUGCCGAAGCGAAGAUCAAAUACGAAGCACAAAUGAAAGAAUAUAACAAGAAUAAAGACAAGUCUUCUUCCACAAGUCCCAAGAAAUCAAGCAAAAUCACCAAACAUUCAACGAAAUCACCCAAGAAGGAUGAUUCCGGGAAAUUCAAGAGCGCGGAGUUCGUGGAAACAGAGGAAAGUAGCUCUGAGGAUGAUGCAAAAUCUAACAAAAAACGUUUGUCUAAAGAGGAGAAACCAUCAUUGUCCAGAGGUGGUAAGAAGUCUAGAAAGGAAGAAAGUGAUGAAGAAUCGAUGUCAGAAUGAGGUUUUACUGGUCUUAGCAUGCUUUGAUAUUUUGAACUUGUUUUUAGACUAAAGUCUUACAUCAAAAAUUUAUGUGUAUACAUAUAGCUAGGCAACGCAGGUACAUACAGAAUAUAUAAUUAUAAUCCAUAUCAUAAGUUAUUUAUUGCCAUGGCCAGACGCUCGUUUGUCGUUUAACUAAGAAGAGAAAUUUCUACCGUCGCUUUUAAUUUUUUCGGACAAAUGAGUAUACUUUUUCUUUACCGAAUCACGUUCGUUGCGGCGAAGUAAUUUGCUGGACUGAGCCAAAAUUUACCGUUUUACACACAUCAAUUUAACAAACUUUGAAAGAUGUCCAGUACAGAUGAAUUGUGUUGGAGCAAUUUGAAACAACCUGUGUCACCUGGUGAAUAUUUUAUACCAUUUGGAAAAGAUGUUUGUGAGAAAUGUAAAUGUGUCGCUGGAAAAGCAGUUGGUUGUAUUUUUGAGAAAUGCCUCCAGAAACCAACUUGUAAAACCUACAAAGCUGCUGUGGGAACUUGUUGCCAAUUUGAAUGUAUUAAAGAUGAUGACUUGCCAGAAAAGACAGAGUUUGUUGUGUUGCUAUCACUUGGUACAGGAUUACUAUUGUUGCUUUUCAUCUUAUUUUUGCUGCUUUGCUAUCGACGUGGGCGAAAUCGUGCUGAAAAACAAAAGAGCAAAGUGAAAUCAUUGGAACAAAUAUCAAGAGAACAAAAUGAUAUACUUGAGUUGCCUGACUCUGGGGAAAGUAGAGUUGAAUUCCCACCAUCUUAUACAACGGCAACAAAACAGCCACCUAAUGAACCUCCACCACCAUAUAUUGUUGGAGAAGAAUCUGCUGUAUGAAUUAUAUUCAUCAUUAACAUUACAAUACAAACUGCAGUAUUGAUUUUUAUGUUUGUAUAAUUUAACAUGACAAUCUUUCAUUUGUAAUUACAAUAAAGAUAUUUUUGCUAUAGUUUAAUUGAUAUGACUGGCAAAGUAAGUUUCCAGCUUCAAUUGCUCAAUGCUUCAAAAUUGAGGGUAUUUGGACAUGACUAACAUAGGCAGUUAAAAUUGAGAAGAAUUCAUUAAUUAUUAGCCUACUAAUUGUAAUAUAAAAUUUAGCAAAUAAAUGAAAUGAAAGAAGAUUUUAGGUUUGAAAACAUGGUGACAUUAACAUUUAUUAA
Messenger RNA from Xenia sp. Carnegie-2017, 3426 nucleotides. Its product is annotated as FACT complex subunit SSRP1-like. The transcript is spliced from 23 exons. The record is from RefSeq and is a predicted model, not a curated record. Gene Ontology annotation, molecular function: histone binding; DNA binding; nucleosome binding. Gene Ontology annotation, cellular component: FACT complex; nucleus. NCBI's taxonomy places the organism in Eukaryota, Metazoa, Cnidaria, Anthozoa, Malacalcyonacea, Xeniidae. The coding region runs from base 122 to 2257 and encodes 711 amino acids.